AUGUACGAAAGAAAGAGACGACUGUUGGCUUUUGGCUCUGUGAUUCUGUUCCUCGCUUUGCUUCGCCCGACGUUGGCCCAACAAGGAACAUUAUCUUCGCUGCCCACGUGUGCUCUGGUAUGCUUGAAGAAUGAGAUCGAGACGUCGUCAUGCGCGGCUACCAACGCGACCUGUGUCUGUCUUGACCAUGUACUGCAAACCAACGUAGCAAUAUGCGUGGCCAGUAACUGCAACGUUGAGGAUUCCCUAGUUGCCCAAAAUGUCACAAAGACAGCAUGCUUAGAGCCGGUCCGAGAUAUCAGCGCCAACUAUUACGCGCUAUCCAUUUCAUUCGGAGUGAUAUCAGCUACGGCGGUCCUCUUUAGAUUGAUUGCGAAAUUCUUCACCUCUUCCGCGUUCGGGCUGGACGAUCUCUUCAUUUUCAUUACGCUCCUUGCAGGUGUUCCUAGCGAGGUGCUCACCGUAUAUGGCGUACUUUCCAACGGCUUGGGCAGAGAUAUUUGGACCCUCACGCCUAAGCAGAUCACGGACUUUCUCCGGGCGUUCUACUUCAUGGAGAUCUUGUACUUCUUCCAUGUCUGCCUGCUGAAAGCCACGCUGCUCUUCUUCUACUUGCGCAUCUUCCCGGGGCCGGGGAUCAAGAAGCUGAUGCGGGGCACGAUCAUCUUCAACUUCGUCAAUGGACUCGUCUUCGUCCUCUUGGCCAUCUUCCCAUGCAAGCCUAUCAGCUACUACUGGACCCGAUGGGAUGGCGAGCACGAAGGGAAGUGCAUGAACCUCAAUGUCCUCGGGUGGUCGAACGCGGCAGUCAGUAUCCUGCUGGACUUCUGGAUGCUCGCACUUCCACUCUCGCAACUCUCCAGCCUCAAAAUGCACUGGAAGAAGAAGCUGGGCGUCGCCGUGAUGUUUGUUGUUGGCACCUUCGUUACGGUGGUGAGCAUCAUCCGGCUGCAAUCCUUGGUCUCGUUCUCGAAUUCGCAGAAUCCAACCUGGGAUAACCUUCCCGUCUCGCUGUGGUCCACGGUAGAAGUGAGCAUUGGCUUGAUAUGCGCCUGCAUGCCCACUCUCCGACUCGUCCUCGUCCGCCUGUUACCGAGGUCGUUGAGUACGACCCAGCUAUCACGGACGAGAAACAACUACUACGGGACGCAGGGCCAUACAGCGACGGCGGGCACAAUCUCUGUGGUGCGGCCGAAGGGGAAGUCAGAGAUGGAUAUCCCCCGCGACGGCAUUCGGUGCGAGCAGAGUUUUUCCGUGCAUCAUGAUGACCGAUGGGACCAUGAUGAGUUGGAGCUGAUCGAGUUGAGUGAAUUUGAUAGUCAGAAGAAUGGCAAGACGCCGAUCCCACUCACCAAUAGAGACCACCGCCCUCCAUUCACCAUGUCCAGUCUCACCUUCAAGAACUAUUGCAGCCACUGCGGUCAAUCCAGCUCCCCUUCCCCCAUUUGCAAAUACGACGGGGCCCAGUGUUUCCCCUCCAAGGCGCAAUACCAGAAGUCGAUUGGGAUAGUCAGGAAGGGAGCCCUUGACGAAGAUCCCGUCCAGAAGCACAUCCAGCCGAAGAAAGCAGAGGAGGAGAAAAGCGCAGAGGAAAGGGAUGAGACGAAAGGGGAUGGGGAGCGGCGAUUUGACUGA
Drepanopeziza brunnea f. sp. 'multigermtubi' MB_m1 is the source of this 1635-nucleotide messenger RNA. RefSeq lists its product as uncharacterized. The record is from RefSeq and is a predicted model, not a curated record. Lineage: Eukaryota; Fungi; Ascomycota; Leotiomycetes; Helotiales; Drepanopezizaceae.